AUGGGCCCCGGGCAGGCAAGACAGCAUGCUGAGUUCAUCCUGCAGCCCCUGUUCCAAGCACAUGGCAAUGACAGAUCAAGCAGGCCAGCCUUCAAGCCACAGCGACACAAGACGGCAGCCACCACGGGCUCGGGAGGAGAAGUCCCCUGCAAUUUCUGCCUGUUGGAAGAAUUCAAGGAAGGCCAGAAAGCAGUAGGAGAUGGCACAGAUAGCUGGGGUCUAGAAGGUGAUGAAGACAUGACAAUCACAAGAUGGACAGGGAUGAUAACUGUGGUGGACCCAAGAGUCACAUCAGUGCUAGCUAAAUGGCGGAAUUCAUAUAGCUUCACAGUCGUCCUGCAAGAACUUCAGCACCUAAUGACGUCUAAAGAAAAUAUGAAACUCCCUCAGCCGCCUGAAGGACAGUGUUAG
This is a messenger RNA of Choloepus didactylus (southern two-toed sloth), 411 nucleotides long. Its product is annotated as ubiquitin-conjugating enzyme E2 variant 1-like. The transcript is spliced from 3 exons. The coding region runs from base 1 to 411 and encodes 136 amino acids. The record is from RefSeq and is a predicted model, not a curated record. Lineage: Eukaryota; Metazoa; Chordata; Mammalia; Pilosa; Megalonychidae.